Suillus fuscotomentosus is the source of this 1065-nucleotide messenger RNA. RefSeq lists its product as uncharacterized. The record is from RefSeq and is a predicted model, not a curated record. Lineage: Eukaryota; Fungi; Basidiomycota; Agaricomycetes; Boletales; Suillaceae. The coding region runs from base 1 to 1065 and encodes 354 amino acids. The transcript has 8 exons.
AUGACCACCGGAGACACCACCUCCAGCGUUCCGAGCAAACGCGCUACAUCAGCUCUUCAAAUGGGGCCCCGCAAAAAAGGCUCUUUAUCAGACCCCCUUAUAUCACAUGGGCGUCACUUUGGUCGAACUGUGUUCGCGCUGUGCAACUACCCUUCUCUACUGACCAAUGGUAUCCUUAGAUUGGAACAAAUGGAAGAAACUCCUCUGGAAGACUUCUCUGCCGAAGAACGACGAGAGCAUCGCGUUUUCGAACAGCUUUUGGACUCUUAUCCUGGCCUGUUAGAGCGACUUAGGAACGGAUCCGAAGAAGAAAUUUUGCAUGUUGGAGAACUAAUUGGUAAGGGAGCGUCAGGCGCGAGAGGUGACGACACUAAAUCAUUGAAACCUGCAAUACUCGAUUGGAUCUCCCCAAAAGGAGCAGCGAUCCAGCCUCCGUUACAUAGGAAUUCGAAGAUCGAUCGAGGAUUUAACCAUGAACUUACCGGGUCAUUACUUUGCCCCGCUGGGUUGAACUGGCACGACGCAGAGACGAGAGAGAACCUUCGCAGUGGCGAAAUCUUGGUCUGCGGAGAUCAAUGGCCCGUUUUUUUGUAUGCUCACCAUACCUAUGACGCGGAGGACCCAUGGUGCGGUCUCCUCAGGAGUCGCUUGCUGACAUGUGCUUACAAGCAUGUAUUCACAUCCCCGAGUUCGGUCGACAAAGACCCAAAAGCCACGCGAUCUGGAAAUGCUCGGCUUCAUGGCAUGAACCGCGUCACCGUUGCCUCCAUAGCUUACAUUGCUACUCAGGUCCGAUUUGCCCUAAGCUCAUCCUCGGUAUUCUCACGAACCGACACAUCCACAGACUCUGAGACAUUUUACCACAGCCUCCUUGACCUUUUCGAAGACCCGGACGAAUCCAAGGAAGUCGACGAGCUACUGACAUGGUGGAAUCGCCAGGUUUUCCCUACAUCCUCUGCAGCUAAACGGCCUAUUAGCGCCAAUAGUGCCUUAUCCAAAAUCCGAAUCAAACGCCUUGCGGCCAAAAACACCUCUGAUUCAAAUGUAACUGUAGCCUCCACAUAG